AUGCACACUGCCAUUUUUACUGCUUGCUUCGUUUUGCAUUCGUCGAUUAUCGAACGUGUGGUGGUUCCCGUGUCCGUCUUGUCUUCGUCGCUGUCGAGAAGAGUUGUCGUACUCAGGCGCUCGCCCUCUCCAACCAGCACUCCCCCUUCCCCCUCCACCACUCCACCACCACCACCACCACCACCACCCAAAUGCAAACCCGCCAUCUUGGACCACCCCGGCGGCAGCACCAGACGUCGAGGGACACUCCGAAGGAGCUCGGCAACGCCACACGAAGAGCCAACCAGUGUAAUAACGAGAGAUGUGGAUAAGAACGAGCAGCCUCUGAAAGUUGAAUAUCCCGCGAAAAUCGAGCAUUCAUCCUUCCCGCCCGUCCCCCCUCCCCACCGUUCGCCUCCCCCGUCUUCGGACUAA
Molecule: messenger RNA, 414 nt
Organism: Macrobrachium nipponense
Lineage: Eukaryota; Metazoa; Arthropoda; Malacostraca; Decapoda; Palaemonidae
Product: ras-associated and pleckstrin homology domains-containing protein 1-like
Exons: 3
Coding region: 1-414 (137 amino acids)
Source: RefSeq, a predicted model, not a curated record